CUUUAAAGUUUGCUCUUCUUCUUGACCGUCUCACCUUUUCUUAUUAUCGGACACAAUUUGGCUUGCAAUUGAGUGCGUGCGGUUGCCUCCAAUUUGCUUGGCCUAACUAUCUGGAUUACCGGUGCCCACUUUCUUCGAUUUCUUCCAUUGAACUUGUAGGUAGUAAAAGCUGGAUUUUGACAUACAAUAAACGAAAUUAAAGUUUUGUAAACUAAAUUUCAAGGAAAAAAUAAAAAAAGAAACAAAAAAAAACGAAAAAAAAAUAAAUAAAUAACAACCUCUGCUGCAACUUACAAAAGGAAGGAUGGAGGCGCGUGGAGGCUUAGAGCCAGAAUCCGGCGGGACCGGCAAGAACAGGGCCGGAGAAAAUGAACCAGAUCUGCCGCAGAGGAAGAAGAAGAAAUGGGGGAAAGGAGGAGGGACGUGGGGGUUAAAGACGAGUAUAUUCGACAGCAUUGCUGUCGAAUAUACAGGGAAACGACGUCGUUUCCCAUACAUUCGACAGCAAUGCUGUCGAAUAUAUAAGGAACAUAAUCGACAGCCAACAGGCUGUCGAUUAUAUAUAUUCGACAGCCUAAAAGCUGUCGAAUAAAAUGACAUCUUCGACAAGAAAGGUGUCGAAUAAGUUUUAUGUCGAAUAUGUGGCAAAAAAUCGAUUAUCAUCGACAAUCAAUCUUAUUCGACACCGUUCCUGUCGAAUAUGUCAUUUUAUUCGACAGCUUCUUGGCUGUCGAAUAUGUAUUUGUCGUUUUUGCCCAGUUUUCCAGUAGUGUUGAGCCUUUUUUUUUUCUUGGUUAUGCUUUGGUUUAAAAUCUAUAAAACCAUAUUCAACAA
Messenger RNA from Rubroshorea leprosula, 834 nucleotides. The record is from the annotation of a GenBank genome assembly. NCBI's taxonomy places the organism in Eukaryota, Viridiplantae, Streptophyta, Magnoliopsida, Malvales, Dipterocarpaceae.